AUGAGUAAAGAAUCAAACAUAAGUGGUGUGUCGAAGAGGGACAGAUUGGAUUGGAAUGCACAAAUGGAUGAUAUAUUUGUGGAUGCAUUACAUAAUCAAUAUCUCAAGGGAAAUAUGCAUGAUGGGACAUUCACAACAAGAGCUUAUCAUGAAAUUGUUGAGGAAUUGAAACAAAAACUCGGAAUUGAUAUCAACAAAGCUAAAGUGAAGAAUCGAUUAAAAACAACCAAGACUCGUUUUAACGAGUGUUUGGACUUGUUCAAAAAUGGUUUGAGUGGGUUUGCUUGGAGUCAAGAAACAAAAAUGUGGAACGCUGAACCUGAAGUUUGGGCUGAUUUGACUGCGGCAAAACCAGCUGCUGAGAAAUGGAAGACUGCUACGAUUUCUAAUUAUGAUAAGUUGCUGGAUUUAUUUGGCAAGGAUAGGGCAAGGGGGUUUAAUGCCCUAACUGCUAAGGAGAGGAUGGCUAAAUGGUCAGCAAAUGAUAAGGAGAAGAAUAAUGAAUCAACAGCAAGUGCUAGUGAGAGGAGUAAUGAAUGGGUGCCAACUCAUAAUGAUGAUCCUAUGGAUAGCAUUUAUGGUAUUGAUCACUUGGUGUCACGGAAUGAAGCAAGUUUGGAUAAUACGGGUUUUUUGGAUACUGAGUUUGAAUAUAUGAAUAUGAUGUCUCCUGAAACACCUUCAAGUGUACCUUCCCAUUCCACUUCUUCUUCAAAAGGAAAAAGAAAAAGGAAAUCCUCGACUACUAAUCAAGACAACCUAAUGAUUGGAGUAGUGAGCGGUGUUGCUGAAUCUCUUAAAGAGGGAAAUGAACUUCUUAAAGAGGGAAAUGAACUUCAGAAAACAUUCAACAAUCUUUAUGAGAAGUGCAACCAAAAGGGAAAAUAUGAAGAAGAUAUCUUUAAGGAGUUGGCAGCAAUUGGAAUAGAGGAGCAUGCAAUUGUUGACGCUUUCAUUUUUUUGACUACGCAUGACCAUCCUGAUAGAGUGACACAAUUUCUUGGUUGUCCAUUUAAUCAUCGCAAGCAACUCUUGGAGAAAUUGAUGUCACGUGCUUCUAGACAUUGA
Messenger RNA from Cornus florida, 1068 nucleotides. RefSeq lists its product as uncharacterized. NCBI's taxonomy places the organism in Eukaryota, Viridiplantae, Streptophyta, Magnoliopsida, Cornales, Cornaceae. The record is from RefSeq and is a predicted model, not a curated record. The coding region runs from base 1 to 1068 and encodes 355 amino acids. The transcript is spliced from 2 exons.